Condylostylus longicornis is the source of this 1182-nucleotide messenger RNA. RefSeq lists its product as uncharacterized. Bases 58 to 1182 code for a protein of 374 amino acids. Lineage: Eukaryota; Metazoa; Arthropoda; Insecta; Diptera; Dolichopodidae. The record is from RefSeq and is a predicted model, not a curated record. The transcript is spliced from 2 exons.
AAAAGUAAAGGUUUUCAAAUUUUAUAAACAAGUUAAAGUUUCUUUUUUUUAUCAAAAAUGAAAGCAGAAUUCAAAGCAAAGAUUUUAUCUGGAAAUGUGAUAAUAGUGGAAUCAAAAGGAUUUGACCCAGAAUUAUUUGUGCCAGUUAUUCGGAAAAAUCGUAUCACACUUUUAAAUUUUAUAGAAAACAGAAGAUGUGCAUGUGAAAAUAUUAAUCAAACAUCCAUUUCAAAUGUAAAAUCACUUAGUAAAACCAGUUCACUAGAUCUGGUUGAAACACUAGAUCAAAAUAGAGGUUCCGCUUUAUCACCACCCGAUAUUGUCCGAAGAUGCAAAGAAAUCAAUGUUUUAACACCAAUAAAAGUUCAACAAAAUUAUUUAAAAUCAAAAGUAAGUUCCAUAUCUCCAAUCAAUAAAUUUAAGGUUGUGGAAUUAUUCAGAAACCCAACGAAAGAUAGUCCGAAAAAGGUUGGAAAAUUAAUUUUAAAUAGACAAAGCAUACAAAAUGAAUGUAGUAUACAAAAUGAUUUCCCAAAUCCCGCUUUUAAAGAAAAUAUUAAUCCUAUAGCAUAUUCCGAAACAGAUUUUUCAACUCCACCUAGUAAAAAAUCAAAAAUAUGUAAAAAACAAUAUCGAAAAUCACCCAAAAGAAGUAUAACUAAAUGGCGGAAAUGUAUUACACCGCUUAGAACAUAUUCACGAAAACAAAUUUUUCAAAAUACAAAAAAGAAUCAACCCCCAACACCAAGAGUUGUACCAAUCGAAGAUAUAGAUUUACCCGAUUACGUACGAAACCCAACAGCAGGAAUAUGCAGCGAUGUUCUUGUAAUAAUUAGGAAAAAAAAGCUUAUAAGAGAUAGCAAAAUCCAUAUAAAUGCGAAGAAAAUUACGGAACAACUAUGUAAUACUUCCGAUUUGCAACAGAAAAAGGUUUGCUUACCCAAAUUAAAAGCAGAAUUUAAUAAUUCGAAGUACCUACAACCAUAUGAUCUUCUAACAAAUUUGUGUAGAAAAAAUAUCAGUAGUAAACUUACGGAAAUGUUUAAAACACGCUGCGUCAAGAAAAGUUGUUCAACACGGCCUAAUUAUCUAAAAUUGAUUGGAAAAAUUGACGAUUUAGAGAAGAAGAAUGUCGACUUGCUUAAACAAAAAUGUCUUGAACCUAGAAAACUCGUUAUUUAA